UGUAAAUGGCACAUACAUUAUGGCUGAUGGCAUUGCACAAAUAUUAUUCUUAAUGUCUAAGAUGUAAUAUUACGUUUGUAUCUUUCAUGUCACGGCUCUAACUUCCUCGGUUCCAUAUUUUAUUAUAUUCACUUCAUACAAGUAGUUCUUUGAAACAUUUAUUCAGUGCAAACAACUGUUUACCUCAAGCAGCAGUUCUGAAUCCAGCAGAUCCCAAUUAAAGGGCAUUAGAGAUUAUGAAAGCUAUCUGAUCCCAGGUCAGCUGCAGUGAUGACGCUUGUGUAAGAUGUGUUUGUCAAAGCUGGAUUAGGAGCCGUGAUCUGUUCUGUUCUAAAUUUAUCAGAGAAGUAAAAGUACAAAAGCUGCAAUGAGGACAUCUCCUCAGAGAGUUAACGUGUCGAGCGCCGCGUGGCCCGGGAACCAGGGGUGGAAUAUUAUUAAGUGCUUUCCCUGGAGCUCUUAACUGGAGCACUUCUGCUGCACUUGAGUGCGUCCAUUUAAUUCUACGUUUGACUGAGAUAGAUUGUCGUAGUCCUUCACUGAGCUGACAGCUGUGGUUAAUACUUCAUUCAUAAACUUAAGAAUAUGAUAGACUUUAUACAUUAAACUGCUCAAACCUACGUCUUCCAUCACUGUCCAGAGUCAGCUGAUCAUUUCAAAACAUGCAACCAACCUAACCCAACACCAGAGAGGACAAUUAGUCCCUCUGACAUAUUCACCUGCCAAUGAUGUCCCCUUUGUCUUAUUUUGACAGAGAGCCGUGAUGUUGGUCCUUCAGAAGAUGCCCCUCACAGCGGCCCUGUGCCUGAUGCUCCUUGCCACACUUCUACCCAGCUCUGAGGCCCGGCGUGGAGGCGGCGGAUUUGGCGGAUUUGGCCGAGGUAGAGGAGGCUCCAGCCGGGGCUGGGGCGGUGGUGGUGGCCAGGCCUACAGACCAGUGCAGAGCAGUGGUCCCAGUGCAGGGAAAAUAGCGGGGGCGGCUGCAGUAGGCGCCAUUGGAGGAUCAAUGUUAGGAUCUGCUUUGAGCCGCCCUGGGUAUGGAGGAGGAUAUGGUGGAGGAUAUGGUGGAGGGUAUGGAGGAGGGUAUGGUGGAGGGUAUGGAGGAUACCCACGAUACGGAGGUGGUGGCUAUGGCCGUAGGCCUGGCUAUGACCCUGAGGGCUCUGGAGAUAUGGAGUACUACGUUGGAGCAUCCAGUGGCCCCAUCUACAACAGCAUCAUCGUUGUGAUUGGCUCCCUGAUGUCUCUGCUGAUUGGCCACUGGGUGGCAGUCAUGUAGAGAUGGAGACAGCAGGUUUCACAAAACAGACAAAGAACCCUAACCAAAGAUACCCCAUGACCUGAGAGUGAAGACGACUGUUCCUGGUUUCAAAUUAAAUAUGACCCUUGAUUUACGAGAAUCUGUGGACAGUUGGUUUUAUUGAGUCGUCGGUGACCCACCCACACAGACCAGUAGAGGAGUUUGACUCAUUUCACCUCAGCAACGUGUCACUGGGACACCAAGCUCCCAUCUGCAGCGCCACUGGUGAACUCCCAAACCACUUCCUGUAGAUAUUUGUCAGAGUCGUGAGGUAAUUUAACUCAAUGAAUAACUAUCUGCAUUAUAUCCCACACUCUUGUUUCUCCUUUUAAUGUGUUCAGUGUUUUUUUUUAUACAAAUUUUUCAUGAUUGCAGUGAUGAUGAGGAGGACUUUAGUGAUGGUGAUGACUCUGUGUAUUGUAGCAAACACAUUGUCCACACACAAACUGUGAAACAUGAAUAGAUUAGUUGUGUAAUCUGAUUAAAUCUACCUCAGGGAACAGAGUUUAAGAGCAGCUGUAAACUUCAUUUGAUAACCACCAUCUCCCAGUCUAUUCCAUAAUAACAGAAUAAUUGUUUCCUCCUGAUUCACAGUCUACUCUGCAUAUGUUACAUUUUCUGCUCAUUAUUUGUAUAUUUAAAGUAUAUUGGACCUAAUUAAAUACAUGUUUUCUGCCAUUUUGUAGAUUAUUAUGUAAAAAGGCAAAA
This is a messenger RNA of Pleuronectes platessa (European plaice), 2008 nucleotides long. It is a transcript of the gene sprn2, whose product is annotated as shadow of prion protein 2. Bases 764 to 1279 code for a protein of 171 amino acids. The record is from RefSeq and is a predicted model, not a curated record. The transcript has a single exon. Lineage: Eukaryota; Metazoa; Chordata; Actinopteri; Pleuronectiformes; Pleuronectidae.